AAAUAAAAUAAAUCUAGUUUUUUUUUCUUUAUAAUAUUACACCCAUUUGUAAAAAUAACUUUAUUCCAAAAAUUAAAAGUCAUUUUUUUUUUAUAAAAAUUAAAUUGCUCCAGUUUUUUUUUUUUAUUAAAAAAUGAAAUAUAAUAUUUUAUUAUUUGUAUCCAUUGUAUUUUCUUUUAUUUUAUUUAUUCAUUGUGAAAAUAGUUCAAAACCACUUAUAGGUUACGAAUCUGGAGAUGUUUUUAAUGGAUUCAAAUUAUUAGUCAAUAGGUACUAUUACCCAGACUCCAUUAUAUUAAAUCCUAAUGUAAGUUUAAUAAUUCAAAAUAGCUUAAAUAAUGUUGCUAAAGUGCAAAACGAUGGACAUACAAGCUAUUCAGGAAAAAGAUUUUGUUUGGAUUAUCAGGAAUCUAAAGUAAAUGUUGAUAAUCAUCAGGUUUCUGUUGUUGAUAUUAUAUUGUUAUAUAAUAUUCUUCUAUUACCACCAUUUUUUAUUUUAAUUGUUAUAUUUUUAUAUAAUUUAUAUUAAAACAAAAAACAAAAAACAAAAAAAAAACUAAAAAAUUUUUAAUGUUUUUUUUACAAUUCAAAAAUUAUUAUUACAUAUUGUAACCUAAUUUAUAAAUGCAACUAAAUAAAUUAAUUUUUUAUUUAUAACAAAUUUAUAUUGUAUAUUUAUAUUUAAAUU
Molecule: messenger RNA, 688 nt
Organism: Dictyostelium purpureum
Lineage: Eukaryota; Evosea; Eumycetozoa; Dictyosteliales; Dictyosteliaceae
Exons: 3
Coding region: 134-529 (131 amino acids)
Source: RefSeq, a predicted model, not a curated record